Messenger RNA from Physeter macrocephalus (sperm whale), 1455 nucleotides. RefSeq names its product zinc finger and BTB domain containing 8B (gene ZBTB8B). The coding region runs from base 1 to 1455 and encodes 484 amino acids. The record is from RefSeq and is a predicted model, not a curated record. Lineage: Eukaryota; Metazoa; Chordata; Mammalia; Artiodactyla; Physeteridae. Gene Ontology annotation, molecular function: RNA polymerase II cis-regulatory region sequence-specific DNA binding; DNA-binding transcription factor activity, RNA polymerase II-specific; protein binding. Gene Ontology annotation, biological process: regulation of transcription by RNA polymerase II. The transcript is spliced from 3 exons.
AUGGAGAUGCAAUCCUAUUGCGCCAAACUCUUGGGGGAGUUGAACGAACAGCGGCAGAGGGACUUUUUCUGUGACUGCAGCAUCAUUGUGGAAGGGCGGAUCUUCAAGGCCCACAGGAACAUCUUGUUUGCCAACAGCGGCUAUUUCCGAGCCCUGCUCAUUCACUACAUCCAGGACAGCGGGCGGCACAGCACCGCCUCCUUGGACAUCGUCACCUCCGACGCCUUCUCCACCAUCUUAGACUUCCUCUAUUCUGGGAAGUUGGAUUUGUGUGGGGAGAACGUGAUUGAAGUUAUGUCGGCUGCCAGCUACCUGCAGAUGAACGACGUGGUGAACUUCUGCAAGACAUACAUCAGAUCAUCCCUAGACAUCUGCGGAAAGAUGGAGAAGGAGGCCGCUGUGGCCGCAGCGGUGGCAGCAGCGGCUCACCGGGUGGACAGUGGAAGCCCCAGCUCAGGCAGGGAAGGGACCUCCUGUGAGACCAAGAGCUUGAUCUCUCCAGCCGAGGGGGAAGAGAGUGUGGAUCGGCCAAGAGAGUCCCCCCGUGGUGACUGCAGAGGCUGCCACCCUCUGGCAGUGGUGGGGAAAGACAGCCAGGGCAGUGGCUCAGUGGACUGUGACCACUCCAUUCGACCCAAACAGAUGGAGCCCCAGGUGGAGUUCGAUGCCGAGGAAGUGGAGGUGGAGGUGGGUGGACAGCUGCAGCAGCGUACUGCCCAGCUGAGCCUGGCCCGCGGGGAGGAGGGUUUGCCCAGAGGCCAGGCGGUCGACUUGGCUUACAGUAACUACCAUGUGAAGCAAUUCCUGGAGGCGCUCCUGUGCCACAGUGCCGUCCAGAGCAAAGAGGACGCGGACCAGCACUUUUCUCGGAGUUUGGAGGGAAGAGCAGGUGGUGCAGAAGUAGCAGCCAUGAGUUCCAUGAUGGAUGUGCAGACUGACUGGUAUGGAGAGGACUCAGGUGGUGUGCUGGUGGUGCCCAUCAAGCUGCACAAGUGUCCUUUCUGCCCCUACACUGCCAAACAGAAGGGCAUCCUUAAGCGGCACAUCCGCUCACACACGGGGGAGCGGCCCUACCCCUGUGAGACCUGCGGCAAGAGGUUCACCCGCCAGGAGCAUCUGCGGGGCCACGCGCUCAGCGUCCAUAGGUCCAACCGUCCAAUUAUCUGCAAGGGCUGCAGAAGAACCUUCACAAGUCACCUGUCGCAGGGGCUGCGGCGCUUCGGGCUGUGUGACAGCUGCACCUGCGUUACAGACACACAUGAUGAUGAGGACGAACUGAUGCCCAUCAACCUUAGCCUGGUGGAGGCUUCGUCCGAGAGCCAAGAAAAGAGUGACACAGACAAUGACUGGCCAAUCUACGUGGAGUCUGGUGAGGAAAACGACCCCGGCAGAGAGGAUUUGGAUGAUAGACCCCAAAUUCAGCCCAGCUUAUCAGAUGGAGAGAUGCUUACGUAG